AUGCUGUUGCUGCGGACGUCGACGCUGCGGAAGAUGAUGUAUGUGCUGGCGGUGGCGGUUGCCAUGGUCACGCUGUACUCGAUCGCCACCAGUCCCAUGGCGACUGGGCGCAACCGGCGCCAGGCACUGCUGCGGCAGGUCAUGGUCAAGGCACGGGCGGCAGUGUUUGACGUCGCCCUCACCAAGGAGUGCGGCAAGGUAGACGAAAAGGUGGAGGAGCUGGUUGCUGGCCGCAGGCAAGAGCUGAAGAAGCUUGGUGGCAAGCACAUGGUCGGUCUCUCCUUUGACGACUUUUGGCUGAGCGAGUGGCUCGACGACCUGCUGCCGGUCCUCGACUCGGCGGGCGCCAAAGCCACGUUCUUUGUCCCCACCUCUCGGAUUGCGGCAGCGUCCAAGAUCGAGCUGGACAUGCUGGACGCGCUCGUCGAGGCCGGCCACGAGAUUGGCCACCACUCGCACACCCACGGCAAUGCGGCAGAGUUUGUCAACGGCCCUGCCUACGCCUCGCUCCUCCGCGAGUACUUGCUCGGCGAACUACGACCUUCGCUCAACUUUGCCUAUCCGUAUGGCGCGACCCACGAGAUUCUCGACGCCUCGCUCCUGCCGAGCUUUGGCCUGCUCCGGACCACCGACGGCCCGCUCCUCGACGACAUGCCGUCGGCCACAGACAUUGACGCCGCCAUUCCACUGAGGGAUGCGGCUGGCGCAGUUGGUGCACUUGGCCUCGACGAACCCGUCUCGGAAGUGGUAGUCAACACGCUCUUUGCUGACCUGGCCGCUCUCGACGAGCCGCACGUUCUCCUCUUCUACGGCCACCGCACCUCGCCGCAAGCCCGCCUCCAUGUCGAGCUGAGCAAGCUCCACCGGAUUAUCGCCCACGGUCGUGCGCUCGGCCUCGAGUUUGUCACCUUUGCCGACAUCUACCUUGCUCGCAGUCUCCGCACUCGCCCGACCGUCCAAUAG
Molecule: messenger RNA, 963 nt
Organism: Thecamonas trahens ATCC 50062
Lineage: Eukaryota; Apusomonadida; Apusomonadidae
Exons: 2
Coding region: 1-963 (320 amino acids)
Biological process (GO): carbohydrate metabolic process
Cellular component (GO): membrane
Molecular function (GO): hydrolase activity, acting on carbon-nitrogen (but not peptide) bonds
Source: RefSeq, a predicted model, not a curated record